Molecule: messenger RNA, 4617 nt
Organism: Myxocyprinus asiaticus (Chinese sucker)
Lineage: Eukaryota; Metazoa; Chordata; Actinopteri; Cypriniformes; Catostomidae
Product: monocarboxylate transporter 10-like
Exons: 6
Coding region: 133-1638 (501 amino acids)
Biological process (GO): transmembrane transport
Molecular function (GO): monocarboxylic acid transmembrane transporter activity
Source: RefSeq, a predicted model, not a curated record
GCAACAGCAGCAAGAGCAGACUGACUGACUUCUGGAAGAAGUCUGGAGAUGUUUGUUUAGUUUCAAUUUGACUUUUGACAGGACCGCACGCAUCCCUGAGCUGUCAUUAGAAAUACAGCCGUUGAUUCGGGCAUGACCGAGGACACCAGCAUGACUGAGAGCGAAUCAGACGCGAAGGAAGUCACCGCGCCGAAGGCGGCUGAGGUGGACGGGGAGCAGUCUGAGGUGAAGCGCGAGAACGGGGGCAGUAAACUCGCCCUGAGCGACGAGAAAGCCCCAGAGACCGGCCCAGCAGAGUUCGAGCCCCCCGAGGGCGGAUGGGGCUGGGUGGUGAUGCUGGCCGCUAUGUGGUGCAACGGUUCGGUGUUCGGGAUCCAGAACGCGUUCGGCAUCUUGUUCGUGUCUCUGAUGAAAGAGUUCGGCUCCGAGGACGACGAAGACCUCCGCUUCAAAACCGCAUGGGUCGGUUCUCUCUCCAUGGGUAUGAUCUUCUUCUGCUCACCAAUCGUCAGUGUAUUCACAGAUCUGCUCGGUUGCCGGAUAACAGCGGUUGGAGGGGCUGCCGUGGGGCUUGUGGGACUUCUGGCCAGUUCUUUUGUCACGUCUCUCGGGCCGUUGUACUUCACCUAUGGCAUAGUGUUUGCAUGCGGGUGCAGUUUUGCAUAUCAGCCCAGUCUGGUGAUCCUGGGUCACUACUUCAAGCGCAGGCUGGGCCUGGUGAAUGGCAUGGUAACGGCAGGCAGCAGUGUGUUCACCAUCACGCUUCCGUACAUGCUGUCUGGUCUGCUGGAUCGCGUGGGGCUGCAGAACACGCUGCGGGUGUUAGCCAUAUUCAUGUUCAUCCUCAUGCUGGCGGGCUUCACCUACAGACCGCUCCUGCCCAAACCCGUGAGCAGCAGCAAGUCUGGCAGCCGCUGUCCCUCACUCAACAAGGUGUUCAACGUGCACAUCUGGAAGUCUCUGGGAUAUCGCAUCUGGGCUUUUGGAAUCCCUGCAGCCCUGUAUGGAUACUUUGUGCCGUAUGUUCACCUGAUGAAACAUGUGGAGGAGCGCUUUGGAGAGGACGCUAAUAAAGAGGUUCUGCUGAUGUGUAUCGGCAUCACGUCUGGAGUGGGUCGGCUCAUCUUCGGCAGAGUGGCAGAUUACGUACCUGGAGUCAACAAAGUCUACCUACAGGUGUCUUCGUUCCUGGUCAUCGGCGUGAUGUCCAUGAUGAUUCCCCUGUGUCACAUCUUCGGCGGGCUGAUUGCCGUGUGUCUGCUCAUGGGUCUGUUUGAUGGCUGUUUCAUCAGCAUCAUGGCUCCCAUCGCCUUUGAGCUGGUGGGCUCUCAGAACGUGUCGCAGGCAAUCGGCUUCCUCCUGGGCAUGAUGUCUGUCCCCAUGACUGUUGGGCCUCCAAUCGCAGGAUUCCUCCGAGACCGUUUGGGCAGCUAUGAUGUGGCGUUUUACCUGGCGGGCAUCCCUCCCAUCAUCGGUGGAGCCGUUCUGUGUCUGAUCCCCUGGGUGGAGGCCAAGAGGAGGAGGAAGCAACAGGAGGUGGCGGCCGACACCAUGGAGAAAAUGCUGGAACACAAGAGUGACGAGCAGGACGAGGCAGACGGCAGAGCCAAGAGUGACGAGCCGGAAACUGACAUCUGAGAAACACACAAUCAUUGGCCGUUUAUCACGGACAGACCGAACAAGGUGUGUUCUGCAUAUGAAUAAUGUUGUGGAUUGCGUUUUCUAUCCCUUGAUUUACUACAGGAAGUAAUGAAACACUUUGGCAGAACAUGAAGAACGGGCAGACACCAGGUGACCCACACAAAUGUGAUGCGUCAUUCAGAACAUUUCCUUCAGUAUUUUUUGGUUUUAAGUUAACUUGAAAGUUCGAACAAUUCUUCAUUAAGAAGGGAAAAUGUUCUGCAAACUUAGUCCUCACAGAAGAUUCAUGGGAUUUGAAUCAGCAGGUUAAAAAUAUUGCUAACAGUUUACCAGAAGGUUUUUAUUAAAGUAGCAUUUGUUAAAGCAUUAGGUAACAUGAACUACAAAUGGAAAAUACAUUUUUACAGCUUUUAUUAAUUCAUUGGUUAAUAUUAAUUGAUAAAUUGAAUGUUAGUGUAGAAUGAAUGAAUUAAUGUACAGAACCUUUAUAUGGAGGGCCAAAUUACUCAAAAUAAAAUCAUUAAAUCAAUUAUUUCUCUCAAAUACAUUAGAAAAAGAAAUGAAAUCGUUCAAAAUGAUUCAACUAUUGUUGUGUGACGUGCUGGUAGCCGUGGCACUGACAAUAAAAAGACAAUAAAAAGACAUGAAGCUUGUGCCAAAGAUGAAAUACAACGGACAUGUAUUGAUCUAUUUAGUGAUUUCAUGAUUCAUUAAACUAUUUUAUAUUUAUUUCAUGAUUUAAUUUUGAGUAAUUUGUCCCUCCAUACUUUCAAUGUUCAAAUGUAUUAGUAAAUAUGGAAAUGAACAUGAAUUAAUAGUCAGUUCAUGUUAACUAACGUGAAUGUGUGCAAACUUGUGAAAGGUUUCCAAGUUGUAGCCGAGUUUCCUUUCAUUCCUGCAAUGAAUCCAACUUUAGUUUUAUUUUUGACUACAACAUCUAAAUUUGGUUUCAUUUGGCAUAGAAAUGAUUGCAUGUAUUAAUUUCCUUCUACACUUGCGUAAAAGUGUAUUUGUGUAUGUACACUAUAGCCAUGCGUAAGAUAUUCAAUAUAUAAGCACUUAGUGUUUGUUAAGAGUAAGUCACCACAUGACCACAAUGUUCUUAUAUGCAAUUAUCUUUACGUGAACUCUUCAAAUAACAAAAGAGGAAACAGAAAUGCUGCUUUUACAAAAUCUGAAGUGAUUUUAUUAAGUAUUGGUAUUGGCCCAGUCUGAAAUUGGAGAUUAGAUUAGAUUAUUAUGCAAGGAAAACAAGCCAGAUUGAAUUUAUUCUGUGUAAAGUUAUAGAAGUAUUUAAAAUGUUGCCGUGUUUUCAUUAGAAAUGUGGCAUUUGUGUUGUGUUCAAUGGGGCUUCUUUUUAAUCAAAUGUUUCAAUGAGAAAGCCUUCCUGGAAGGAAUGUUUACAUGCGUUGAACACCAGACAGGGCAGACAUUAGUAUUUGCAAUGAAUUGCAAAGUUGCUUUGAAUUGAAUUAAUUUUUUUAACUGAAUGUUGAAAAGAUCUUAAAGUGUGUUCAUUUGUCAGAUCUAGCCGUGUUGCCAUGGUGACCUCCAUUUGAUAUACAUUAGACUUGGUGUCAGUCAAAUUUCAGAAUGUUUUUCUCAAUGUAAACCGACAGUGAUUAUUUGUGUGUGUGUGAAUAAUUUCUUGCCUUAAUAAGCACAUCUGCAAAGACAUUUCAUAUAAUUCUUGACAACACUUUAUAAUUAGGUUCUUCUUAAUGUCCUCCGAUUUUUAAUCAUACAAUAUAUAUACUAUUUACAUUUUAUUGCAAAGUGUGCCAAGUUGGUUUCUGCUUUUGUCUUUCAUGUAAUCACCAACUGAUCCAACCCCCUAUAUACAUACUGUAUAAGGUAGAAGUGAAUUUGGUCGUGAAAUCAGACUCUUUUCAUGAGUCAUACUGAUAAAAAACAUGUCCUUGGAAUCUCACAUAAUCAGUCUAGUAGAGUAUUACUUUAGUUUCGUAAUAUACCUCAGUUGACGUUACUCGUGAACUGUUCCUCAGAAAUCAUUUGAAACAACAAUCACCAAGUGCUCAAGUGUCCCAUGUUUCUCCCUUGUUAUUCCGUUUCAUGCAAAUAUUAUUUGUGUGUGUGUGUGUGUGUGUGUGUUUCCUGUCACAAAUGUAUUGCAAUUAGGAAUAAUAGUGCCUUGAUGAUGUGAUUAUUGGAUGGAGAUGACUUAAUGAUUUUGAAUGGAAGUUCAACCAAUGGCACAAUGUUUUAUCUUCCUCCCACUUGCAUACCAAAAAAUGGUUGAUUACAUUUUUGUGUUCAUUUAAAGCAAAUUAUUUUAAAAUCUGUACACUACUUUUUAUUUAAUUCUGUCUUUAAAACUCAUUCAUUUAAAUGAUCUUUCCUUUGAGACCCAUUUGUUCACAGUUGUUUUCCAACAAUAUUUGUUUUGCAGAAGAUUAUCUCUUUGUACUUGGUCCUUUUUUGUUGGAUUUUUAAUCUUUCAUCAUAUUGGUCAUGUAAACCAAACAAGAAAGGGUUUUCUACAUAUUUUGUAGUAUGAAUGGGGAUCAGCUGUAAUUUCUCAGGGUAAAAUCAAAGAUCUUCAGGCCGCCGCUAAACACCAAAAACUUGACCUUAAACGCUUGAAUAAUUCAUUGAAACUUUUUGUCCAUCUGUUUAACAACACUUUUGUGUUAUAAUUGAAAUGUGUAAAAGGAAAUUGACCAAAAGCAAAACAUACCAUUAUUAAUGAGUUGUAAAUCGCACUUAAACAGUGUGACGGUAAAAGUGAGCUACUCUUUUGUUUCUCCAUCAGUCUCUUUCUUUCAAUGUAUAAUCACAAUCCAGACAAUUGGAUCCAUGUGAGAAAUUAGAGUAGCAUAAUGAACAACAAAGUAGCAUGAUUUCAGCUUCUGUUAUUUGUUUUAUGAUGUGCCAAAGAAUUUGUAGACAUUGUUGAAGUUCAGAAAGUUGUAUUAAUAAAGAAUGUACUUUUCUGUACUGUUGUUUUGAACAGUA